AUGCUCUCACGAACGCUCCUCCGCGCCCGCCUCUCCCGCCUCUCCCGCCACCCCCCUCCCCUCCCCCUCCCCCUCCUCCGCACCUACACCUCCCGCCACGACCCCUCCACCACCGCCCAGCCCGGCAGCACACCGCCGCACUCCCAGCCCUCCGACACCGGCUACACGCCCCCCGAGCACCACCACUCCAAGCCGCCGUCCCCGUCCCCGUCCGACGCCGCACAGCCAACACCCACGUCCACCAUCCCCCACGUCGGCACCACCAAUGCGCCCCCGGAGAUGGUAAACGGCGCUGAGCCGUCGACCCCCAUCCUGGCCGGCGAGCGCGGGCCAGGCCUCGCCGGCAUCUUUGGCGGCCCGGGCGAGAAGGAGCUCGGGGUGGGCGAGAUGGCGGAGGCCAAGUUCCGCAUUGAGCCGUUGCGGCGCACGGGGGAGGAUCCGGCGACGAUGAGGGCGAGGCUGCUUUACCAAUCCCGCAAGCGCGGCAUCCUCGAAACCGACCUCCUCCUCUCCACCUUUGCCGACGCCCACCUCCCCACCAUGACGCCCACCCAGCUGCACCAGUACGACCGCUUCCUCGACGAAAACGACUGGGACAUCUACUACUGGACGACGCAGAACCCGCCCACCACGUCCACCGAGUACGCCGAAGGCGGCUCUGCCUCCCUGGCCACGCCUACCGCCGCCGGCCACUCGCCCUCCGCCGCUGCAGAGGCCGCCGCCGAGGGCACGAGUGUGUCCCGCGCGACAUCGGCGCGCGGGAAGAGCGCCGACGAAGCUGCGGCGGCCGCCGCGGGCCAGGUUGCUGCGGGGGGGGCAGAGAGCCAAGAGGCGAGUGGGCAGGCGGCGCCGCAGUCAGAGAGCCAGAUGCAGGGCGCGGGGUCAGGGACGGGUGCGCCGCUGGGGUUCGGGGAGAGGCCCGUGGGCGAGUGGGCGCAGACGGUGGGGCGGGUGAAGGAGCCUUAUCGCCCGCCGCCGAGCCGGUGGAGGGAUAGCGAGAUACUGCGGAUGCUGAGGAGCCAUGUGGAGGCGAGGAAGGGGGGGGUGAUGGGUGGGAGGCCGAAGGGGUUGGGGAUGAUGCCCGAGGUGAGGCAGUUUUAG
Messenger RNA from Morchella sextelata, 1101 nucleotides. RefSeq lists its product as uncharacterized. Gene Ontology annotation, cellular component: mitochondrion. Bases 1 to 1101 code for a protein of 366 amino acids. Gene Ontology annotation, biological process: mitochondrial electron transport, succinate to ubiquinone; tricarboxylic acid cycle; protein-FAD linkage. NCBI's taxonomy places the organism in Eukaryota, Fungi, Ascomycota, Pezizomycetes, Pezizales, Morchellaceae. The record is from RefSeq and is a predicted model, not a curated record. The transcript has 2 exons.